Molecule: messenger RNA, 1431 nt
Organism: Gastrolobium bilobum
Lineage: Eukaryota; Viridiplantae; Streptophyta; Magnoliopsida; Fabales; Fabaceae
Product: transcription factor bHLH90
Exons: 8
Coding region: 1-1431 (476 amino acids)
Biological process (GO): regulation of DNA-templated transcription
Cellular component (GO): nucleus
Molecular function (GO): sequence-specific DNA binding; DNA-binding transcription factor activity; protein dimerization activity
Source: RefSeq, a predicted model, not a curated record
AUGAGUGGUUUGAGGGUAGUAGAGUGCCUUAGACCCCUUGUUGAGACCAAAGAUUGGGAUUAUGUUGUUGUUUGGAAAUAUGGUGAUGACCCAACAAGGUUUAUUGAGUGGAUGGGUUGCUGUUGUAGAGGGAGUUGCAGUGGAAAUAUUGAGCAGGUGAAUCCCAAAGAGCAAAUAGAUGAACCACACCACUUGGCUCCCAUUUGCAGGGAUACCCAUUUUCAGCAUCUAGUAAAAACAAAGGCUUGUGAGGCUCUUGUGAGACUUCCUUUUGCAAUGUCUUUGUAUUCAGGUGACCAUGGGGAGGUUGCAAUAUCACAGCAACCAAGAUGGCUUAUUCAGGAGGAUUCAAUUGGAACUCAAGUUUUGAUACCUAUUGUUGGUGGACUUAUUGAGCUCUUCACUGCAAAGAUGAUUCCAAAAGAUAUAAAUAUCAUAGAGUUCAUAACAGCACACUGUUGUGUCUCUUUAAAGCAAGAAGCCAUAUCUUCGCAGAACUACACCAGUCCAAACUUCAACGAACAUCUGCCAUUAAAGGAACAACACCCACAGAGGUGGCCACCACUCAUGCCAACUUUUACUCCUAGUGUCUAUCUGCCAGCAGCAAACCAGUCCAGCUCAUAUCCUAGCUCUGAAGGACCCUCCAGUGGGUCUAAUCCUUCAAUUGAACACCCAUCAUUUGAUUCAAAGUUUGUUUGCUUGAUUCCGCAAGGAUAUAAAUCUGUUAAAACAUCUCAUAUCCCUAAAACUAAAAGGCCCAAGUACAAUGAAACUUCAGGGAAACAGCAGAGAGGUUUGAGUUCCCAUUUUAGCAAUGGGGAAGAAGAUAAAGCAAAGUUGGUCAGGGAGUCUCAAAAUGAAGGUUACCAUGCUAGAAAUCUUGUCACAGAGAGGAAUAGGAGGAACAAGAUAAAAAAGGGACUUUUUACUCUACGGUCUCUAGUCCCAAACAUAACCAAGAUGGAUAGAGCAGCAAUUCUUGGAGAUGCAAUUGACUAUAUAAAGGAUUUGCAGAGGCAAGUAAAAGAACUUCAAGAUGAGGCCAAGGCUUUGGAUGUACAGGACUAUGAAACGAACACACCACAAUUGAGGAUGCCAACAGGCAAAGAUCAAGGAGGAACAGAAAGCCUCCCUCUAACUGAGCUCAAUCAAAGUUCCUCUGAGUGCACUAAAAAGAAGCAGAUGGAGGUGCAAGUAGAAGUGCAUCACAUUGGCAGGACAGGUUUCUUGAUUAAGUUAUAUCGUAAGCAGAAGCAAGGUGGAUUUUCAAGGUUGAUGGAAGCUAUACAUUCAUUUGGACUGCAGGUGGCUAAUGUCAAUAUGACCACAUUUGAUGGCAAAGUUCUGAACAUUCUGACAGUUGAGGCAACAAACAAGCAGGAUAUUCACCCAACGAAACUGAAAGAGUAUUUGAUACAGCAAACAGGUUGA